UCCAGAGGUUUAUGUCACGUGACUUCCUAGUAGGUCCACGCAAGACGGUCUUUGCUGUAUGCGAUUUUUGUUCAGCUUUUUACCAGUUGUAAGCUUCAUGUAGUGACCAAACACCGCAGGAAAUGGCCUUAAGGAAAGUCAAGGGUAAUAUAGAACGAAUGUUCGACAAGAAUUUGACAGACCUCGUCCGCGGUAUUAGAAACAACAAGGAGAACGAGACAAAAUACAUCGCACAAUGCAUCGACGAAAUCAAGGAAGAGCUCCGACAGGAAAACAUGUCUGUGAAAGCGAACGCUGUUGCAAAGCUUGCUUAUCUUCAAAUGUUAGGAUAUGACAUCAGCUGGGCAGCCUUCAACAUUAUUGAAGUUAUGAGCUCUACAAAGUUCACAUAUAAGCGCAUUGGUUAUCUGGCUGCGUCACAGAGCUUCCACGAAGGCACAGAUGUCCUCAUGCUUACCACAAACAUGAUUCGAAAGGACCUGAACAGUCAGAGCAUGUAUGACUCGGGCACAGCGAUGAGUGGCCUGGCCUGCUUCGUGACAGCUGACCUGGCUCGGGACUUGGCCAAUGAUGUGAUGACACUGCUCACAUCCACCAAGCCUUACCUGCGCAAGAAAGCGGUGCUGCUCAUGUACAAAAUUUUCCUUCGGUUCCCGGAUGCCUUGAGGCCAGCAUUUCCACGGCUAAAAGAAAAACUGGAAGACCCUGACCCAGGUGUGCAGUCUGCAUCAGUGAAUGUCAUCUGUGAGCUGGCGCGGAAAAACCCCAAGAACUACCUGUCGUUGGCACCAGUUUUUUUCAAGCUCAUGACAAGCUCCACUAACAACUGGAUGCUGAUCAAAAUCAUCAAGUUGUUUGGCGCCCUCACCCCACUUGAGCCUAGGCUGGGGAAAAAGUUGAUCGAGCCAUUAACUAACUUAAUCCACAGCACUUCUGCAAUGUCCCUGCUUUAUGAGUGCAUCAACACAGUCAUUGCAGUCUUGAUUUCUAUAUCCUCAGGAAUGCCAAACCACUCUGCCUCAAUCCAGCUCUGCGUCCAGAAGCUCAGGAUAUUGAUAGAAGACUCUGAUCAGAACUUGAAGUACCUGGGACUGUUGGCCAUGUCCAAGAUCCUGAAAACUCACCCCAGGAGUGUGCAAGCCCACAAGGACCUCGUGCUACAGUGUCUUGAUGACAAGGACGAGUCAAUCCGCCUCAGAGCUCUCGACUUACUUUAUGGCAUGGUGUCAAAGAAGAACCUGAUGGAGAUAGUGAAAAAGCUCAUGGUCCACAUGGAUCGUGCUGAAGGCACUGGCUACCGAGAUGAGCUGCUCUCCAAGAUCAUUGACAUCUGCUCACAAAACAACUACCAAUUUAUUACAAACUUUGAAUGGUACGUGAGCGUGCUGGUGGAGCUGACCCGUAUCGAAGGGACCAAGCACGGCUUUACAAUUGCAUCCCAGAUGCUGGACGUGGCUGUACGAGUGCAAGCGGUCCGGGCUUUCAGCGUCUCGCAAAUGGCUGUGCUGUUGGACAACACUCACCUGCUGAUGGGCAAUGGCCAGAGAAACAGCAUUUGUGAAGUUCUCUACGCUGCUGCUUGGAUCUGCGGAGAAUACUCAGAGCUGCUGCUGGAGCCGCAGUCGACCCUGGAAGCCCUGCUGCGUCCCCGGGCGAGCCAGCUUCCCCCGCACAUCCAGAGCGCUUAUGUGCACAAUGCCCUCAAGCUCUGGGCCCGCCUGCUAGCUGCCCAGGAGGAGCCCGACUGCAGCCAGCUGCUGUCUGAGCGGCUGCCCCUGUUUGUGCAGAGCGGACACCUGGAGGUGCAGGAGCGAGCCUGCUGUGCCCUGAACUUGGUGAAACAAGUGAGCAAGAUGCACGCACGUGGCGAGAGAGUGGGUGAUGAGCUGCAAGCCCUAUUUGCUGGUGAGCUAAAUCCAGUGGCGCCCAAAGCACAGAAGAAAGUGCCUCUCCCCGAAGGCUUGGACCUGGACCAGUGGAUUAAUGACCCACCCUCAGAAUCUUCAUCAGAAGAGGAGAAUACAACUGAGAUAUUCAUCAAGUCGGAAAGGAGUGCAGCAAUGUCCCACUUCGCAGAAAAAAAGUAUGAGCCUACCAAUGAAGAACUGGAGAAUAUGAGAGAAGCCCGUCGGCAAGAGCAGGCCAGCAACCCUCACUACCUGAAGGCCAUGCCCAAAAGCAGGUCAGCCAAUGGCCACCUGCAAGGGGCAGCUUUGGAUGACAUCCCUGUGACCGAGAUUGAUCUGUCAGUGCCUCUUCACAUACCCGGUCUCAUUUCAUCCGACAAGUAUCUUAACGCAAGUCGCAAGGAACGAGAUGUGGCAGAUGGCGGCAAGAAGAAGAAGAAGAAGCUGAAGAAAGGCAAGGAAAGGCGGAAGAAAACAUCCCAGUUAGCAGUAGCCUCAGAGUCGGAUGAGGAGGAACUGCCUGGUCCACUCGGUGUGGUCAACACAUCCGUUGAGAUGCCUGAAGGUGCUCGGCUGUCUGAUGAUGACGAUGAUGACCGCAAUGCUGAUGACCCACAUCGUGCCUUGGACAUCGACCUGGAAGAACCUCUGCAUGAGGAGGAGAGGCUGCCAGCCCAGGCACAGAACAACAGCUUGUCAGCGGACAGUGCAAAGCUUGCAGCAGAACCUGAAGGGAAGCCAUCCAGAAAACACAAGGAGAGGAAGCAUCGCAAGAAGGGGCACAAGGAGCACCGGAAGGGCCAGCUGCUACCAGAGGCCAAUCACGGCUCAGAGGGUCCCGCUGAUGAGGCAUCCUCGCGUGUCAAGCAGGAUGAUCUGGACUUCUGGCUUUCACCUGUAGAGGGUCAAGAUGGGCCGGCAGGUGGUGACGCUUUGAGGGAUUCAACGCUACCAUCCUCUGGUGCGGCCGAAUUGAAUGGGGCAGCACCUGUGUCAAAGAGUGAGCGGAGUGGGCGCAAGAAGCACCACGAGAGCGAAGCGUCUGGCAGUAAAUUGGAGAAGAAAAAGAAGAAGGCCAAGUCAUCCAAGGGAACAGCCACUCUGCUGCAGCAGGACAUGCCUAAGGACAAACGGGAGUACGAAGAGACGCCAGGAAUCACCACACCGUCCAAGGAGCCCGGUUUCAGCGCCGCCCAGACGCCUAUGACGCCCAGCAUGCCACCGCCUGCCUCAAGUUACAAGCCACUAGCUGAGGACAAGAACAUCAAACUGACAUAUGAAGUGCGUACCCUGCCCAUGGUGCGGGACCAGGUUGUAGUGUCAGUGAUCUUCACCAACCAGAGCGCGUUCCAGCUCAAGGAGAUGGAGCUAAACAUUCUGGACACACUCAACACCAAGAUGCUUCGUGGGGUGAGUCCACAAGAGGGCAUCCAUCUGCCCUUCCAGCUGCCCGAGGGAACAGCCAAUGAGGGCCAGUUUGCCUUUUCCGUGGACAGCGUCAGUAUGGCGCAGCGUCUGCGCGGCACCCUCACCUACAUGCUCAUGACAGAAACUGGUUCCACACACGAGAAGCUGGACUUCAAGCUACACUUGCCAGUCUCUUCAUACCUGAUAGGAACAAUGUCAAAAAGGGACACGUUUGCAGAGCUCCUGAGUGGUGGUGAGCUGUCGGCAAAAGGCAGCAUCACCUUGGAUGCUGUGGAGUACGAAUUCCCUCAUGUGCUCUCCAAGGUGUGCUUCCACUGUCACUUCACAGUGGUAGAGCAAGUUGGCUUGAGUGCGUCCCUGUACAGCCGCUCCAUCCAGGAUGACCACAUCUGCCUUCUAAUCAAGCAUAUGAAUCCCAGCCGGGUGCUUGUGGAUGGCAAGAGCACGAACUCGCAGCUUCUGUCAAGUCUGCUGGAUGAAGUUCGUUCUCUGCUGUGUGCCAGCAGCAUGACCUCCACUUAGGACAGCUCACAGCUAAUUCCAUUCCAAAGCCAUGGGCCAAUGAAGAUGACUGCAUUCAAGGCAUCCCCUUAUGGGGUGAAGACCGUGUAUAUUUAUACCAAGACGUGGCUGACCACUUUCUUUUGCCACAGUUCUUGGGCACGCCAAGGUCCCCCUCCUUUUUUUUUCUUUUGCAUAAAGAGCCAUAUGGCGUUUAACAGGUGCAGACUUCACUUGGCAUGUGCUUA
Messenger RNA from Dermacentor albipictus, 4084 nucleotides. RefSeq names its product adaptor-related protein complex 3, delta 1 subunit-like garnet (gene g). The record is from RefSeq and is a predicted model, not a curated record. Gene Ontology annotation, biological process: synaptic vesicle membrane organization; protein targeting to vacuole; neurotransmitter receptor transport, postsynaptic endosome to lysosome. Lineage: Eukaryota; Metazoa; Arthropoda; Arachnida; Ixodida; Ixodidae. Gene Ontology annotation, cellular component: endosome membrane; presynaptic endosome; AP-3 adaptor complex.